UCCCUCGCAAAACCGGAAAAAGCUGAUGGUGGCUGGCGAGGUCCAAACCUCCCUCGUCUCUCAUCUAUUUAUUUCCCCGCCUCCUCAGCGGAAGCCGAGCGCCAAACUCAAACUUUGUCGGGACCCGGACGCCUUUCAGGCUGGUGCCGCGAGCUGGGCCUGCUGGGCUUCUCUGCGCACCGGGCGGGGCAGCGGUCCAACAUGAGUCAGGUUCUGUUCCAGCAGCUAGUCCCGUUGCAGGUGAAAUGCAAAGACUGCGAGGAGAGGAGAGUAAGUGUUAGAGUGAGCAUUGAACUACAAUCAGUUUCUAAUCCAGUUCACAGAAAGGAUUUAGUUAUCCGUCUGACUGAUGAAACUGAUCCAUUUUUCCUAUAUAACCUUGUUAUAUCUGAGGAAGAUUUUCAGAGUUUAAAAUUUCAGCAAGGUCUUCUGGUAGACUUCUUAGCUUUCCCACAAAAAUUUAUAGAUCUCCUUCAGCAAUGUACUCAAGAGCAUGCCAAAGAGAUUCCGAGGUUUUUGUUACAGUUAGUUUCUCCAGCAGCUAUUUUGGAUAACUCUCCUGCCUGUUUAAAUGUGGUAGAGACAAAUCCUUUUAAGCAUCUCACACACCUCUCACUAAAAGUUUUACCUGGAAAUGAUGUGGAAAUAAAGAAGUUUCUAGCAGGCUGUUUGAAAUGUAGCAAGGAAGAAAAAUUAUCGUUGACACAGUCACUAGAGGAUGUUACUCGGCAACUGAAUUUCACACAAAAGACAUUAUCAGAAAAAAUCCAAGAAUUAGAUAAGUUACGGAAUGAAUGGGCAUCACACACAGCAGCAUUGUCAAAUAAACAUUCUCAGGAACUGACAAAUGAGAAGGAAAAAGCCUUACAGGCGCAGGUUCAACACCAACAGCAACAUGAACAACAGAAAAAAGAUUUAGAAAUCCUCCAUCAACGAAACAUCCAGCAGCUACAGAACAGAUUGUCUGAGCUAGAAGUGGCUAAUAAAGACCUAACUGAAAGGAAAUAUAAAGGCGACUCCACCAUCAGAGAACUGAAAGCAAAACUGUCUGGUAUUGAAGAGGAGCUCCAGCGGACUAAGCAAGAAGUCCUCUCUUUGCGAAGAGAGAAUUCCACACUAGAUGCUGAAUGCCAUGAAAAAGAAAAGCAUAUUAAUCAGCUGCAAACAAAAGUGGCUGUUCUAGAACAGGAAAUCAAGGAUAAAGACCAGCUUGUUUUAAGAACAAAAGAAGCGUUUGAUACAAUCCAGGAACAAAAGGUGGCUUUAGAAGAAAAUGGUGAGAAAAAUCAGGUACAACUAGGAAAACUUGAAGCUACCAUAAAAUCAUUAUCAGCAGAACUUCUUAAGGCAAAUGAAAUUAUCAAGAAGUUACAGGGGGAUCUGAAAACUUUAAUGGGUAAAUUGAAACUGAAGAAUACAGUUACCAUUCAGCAAGAGAAACUCUUGGCUGAGAAGGAAGAAAAAUUACAAAAGGAACAAAAGGAAUUACAAGAUGUUGGACAGUCUCUCCGAAAUAAAGAGCAAGAGGUAUGCAGAUUACAAGAACAAUUAGAAGCUACAGUUCAAAAACUUGAAGAAAGCAAACAGCUUCUAAAAAAUAAUGAAAAGUUAAUCACCUGGUUAAAUAAAGAACUAAAUGAGAAUCAGCUAGUGAGAAAGCAAGACGUGUUGGGACCUUCUGCUACUCCACCUAUACAUUCUAGUAGCAACACCAUCAGAAGUGGAAUUUCUCCUAACCCUAACAUGGUUGAUGGCAGACUUACUUACCCAACUUGUGGAAUUGGUUAUCCUGUCCCCUCUGCAUUUGCUUUCCAGAAUACUUUUCCUCAUCCUUUAUCUGCCAAAAACACUAUCCACCCAGUUUCAGGACCAAAGGUUCAUUUUAACUUGCAGUUUACAAAACCAAAUACAUCAUUAGGAGAUGUUCAGUCAGGAACAACUGUUAGUAUACCUUGCUCAACUGAUAAGGAAAAUGGUGAAAAUUUAGGGCUGGAAUCCAAAUAUCUGAAGAAAAGGGAAGACAGCAUUCCUUUACGUGGGCUCAGCCAAAAUCUCUUCAAUAAUCCAGACCAUCAAAAAGAUGGCACGUUAGCAGCAUUACAGACAUCCUCAAAACCAACAGCGCUCCCUUCUGCAUCUUCAGCAUAUUUCCCUGGACAGUUACCCAACAGCUAAUCCUAGGGCCAUCUUUUACUUUUUAUUGAAAUUUUAGAAAUUCAGUUAGUUUCAAAAUAUAUAAACAGCAUUAACAGAUCAAAUCCUAAACAAGCAAGUUUCAAAGUUUACUUGAGCAACUAUAUGAGAUUGUUUGGAUCUUUUAAGUACUGCUGUCAUUAUGACAGACAGUUUAGAGGAGCAAACUUGUACCGUACUUGAGAACUGGUGAAGAUUCGGAGAAAUGACACUCUUUAGUUUGUGAGCAUGGCAUUUUAUAGAAUAAUAGUAUGAACUUUAUUAAACUAAUCCUUAGAAGUUCUUACAAAUUCUAAGGAAAGAGUUGAUCUUUAUAAGGGACAUUCUAAUCAUAUUGAAUAUCUGUGUUAAUCAAACUUGUUCAGAUGUAAUAGGAAACCAAAGAAUGCUAAUAAUUCAUUUUAUCAUCUUCAUUGGUAAAAUAAGUUUUAAAUUUGCCACCUAAGAAUUAUGAGGGAAGAUGAUUAUCUCCUAUCUUAUGUUAUCAAUGAUAUAUACAGUAAAGGGAAAAGUCCUAAAAUUACCUUAAAUGAAUUAAAUCUUCAUAACAGGUCAUUUUCCUUGAAACACUUAAAUGAGCUAUUGAAUAAGUGUAUUAGUUAAUUUUGAUAAAUUUGUUAUACAAGUAACUGAUAGUUAUUUACAUGGCCAGAUUAGGUAUAAAGUGCUUUAGUCAUUUGAGCUGCAAAGUUUAUAGGAUUUUAUUGCUUCCUGAAGUCUAUACCCAUCCAAUUUUUCUUUCAUUUGGAGUUUUAUUUUUUUAUGCAAUUAAAUCUGUAUUAGUGGGAUUUUGUUUUAAAAAUUAGUACUAUACAAAAUCUAUAUUAUAAGAGCAUCAUGAAUAUUCAUUGUAUUUGUUUUUUUAUUUCAAAAUGGGUUUAAUGUUUGCUUAAUAAAGUAAGCAAAAUGAGUAACUUAGAAGUUAAAACUUUCUUCUCUUCCCUGUAAGUUUCAAGUAAGAAUUGUUCCUUGGAAAAAAUUAGGUGGUUGUUAAAAUUCACCCAGAAUCAUAGGGCCCCAUUUUUUCCUGUUGACAACCAUCCAAUAGAGUAGCAUUCUCUUAAGAAAUGUCUAAAUCAAUUUUUCCUUGCAAAGAUUGUUAAUGCUCAUAUGACCUUUUAAAAAUUAUUUCCAAGGACCAUAUUAUACAGAUGAGACAUUUGAAGAUAUUAAUGACAUACCAGCAGUUCCAUGGUAAGACAAAGAAUCUUUGCUAAUUUCUUAAUGAAGCCAUGAUAUUGAGUCUUAAACUUGAAACUGUGCUGGCAAUUGCAAGCCAUCUUCAAAAGGGAACUAAUCUGGGCCGGCCGAGUGGCGCGAUGGUUAAGAACCGGCUUGGGACGCCAGAGGGCCCCGGUUCGGA
Messenger RNA from Hipposideros armiger (great roundleaf bat), 3556 nucleotides. It is a transcript of the gene SASS6, whose product is annotated as SAS-6 centriolar assembly protein. The record is from RefSeq and is a predicted model, not a curated record. The transcript has 17 exons. The coding region runs from base 202 to 2175 and encodes 657 amino acids. Gene Ontology annotation, biological process: spermatogenesis; centriole replication. Gene Ontology annotation, cellular component: centrosome; centriole. NCBI's taxonomy places the organism in Eukaryota, Metazoa, Chordata, Mammalia, Chiroptera, Hipposideridae.